Molecule: messenger RNA, 236 nt
Organism: Acanthocheilonema viteae
Lineage: Eukaryota; Metazoa; Nematoda; Chromadorea; Rhabditida; Onchocercidae
Source: the annotation of a GenBank genome assembly
AUAUCCCAGAUUGGCUCCGUUUAUAUUCUCGUGCUCCAUAUGAAUUAGAUCAUUUGCUGGAGUGGCCGUUAUUCCGCCUACCCCAACUGGAGCAGUAUGAUAGUCAGUUGAUGAAGUUAUACAAGCAAGAAGGUAUUGAUAUUGCAAUCAAAUAUGAACGUUUUCGGCGUGAAAUCAAUCGUGAAAUUGCACGGCGACAACAAAAAUUUUUGGCGUCUGCUAAUGUACAGCAGUAA